Lingula anatina is the source of this 705-nucleotide messenger RNA. RefSeq lists its product as uncharacterized. Lineage: Eukaryota; Metazoa; Brachiopoda; Lingulata; Lingulida; Lingulidae. The record is from RefSeq and is a predicted model, not a curated record.
GCCCUGGCACAGUUGUGUAUAUAAGGCGUACCUAGCUCCGGGUCCUCGUCAUUUCAGCGACACAUUUUAAACCACCAUGAAGCUUAUACUGGUUGUUUUGGGUAUCUUUUUGUUCUAUGCUGUCACGGAUGCUGACAUCUUGUGCAGUGACCCACGUGGUCGGGCUGGCAGUUAUAUAGGUGGCGCCCCUGACGGCUGUGAGUGCACCAACGUGGUCAAGAACCUCUGUUCCAGAGCGUACACACAGACUAGGAACUGGAAAAGAGGGACUAAAGUAUGGGGCAAUUGCAACAGAAUCCAGCAAUUCACUGCUAUCGCAACGUUUCCCAGUGGUAGCUACAGUGGCCACGCUGCCAUAUUUGAUUCUUGCACUAGUAACGGGAUCAAGGUGUGGGACCAGUGGUGUGGCCGUGGGAAGAUGGACUCUAGAAUCAUACGAGUCGGUAAUAACUAUCACUACCCCAGCAACGCGGCGGAGGCUUUCUACACCAUCGAAGUCUGAUGUGCCUGGCUUUAAACGCAGCUACAGCUAGCGCAGUAGAAGACGGCGUUUCUUUUAGACUCAGACUUUUACGAUGGAAUAAUGAAGAUUGAGAAAAACUGACAUCAAAUUGUUUGCUAUGAAAAUAAAUGUUAAUUUUGAACGACAUACUUUUAAAUUCAACUGAAACUUUUGAGUGAGAAUAAAUGUUGAAUUCUCUGAUA